AUGGAAGAUUAUCAACCACUAGUGAAGGAAGCGAUCGAAUGGGCCAAGGCGAAGGGCGGUGACAAAUGCGAGAUCGUGGGAAAUGCGAUGGAUCGUUUGUUCGUCGUCUUCGCCAAGGAAAUCUUGAAGCUCAUUCCUGGAAGAGUGUCCGUUGAAGUGGAUGCUAGUCCCCAUCACUGCUCAAGGAACUGGACUGGGGAUAGUGAAGAGCUGAAGGUCGUACUCAAAAAGAGUAAGGCUAGCGACGCUUCCGUCGAUCGCAUCACAGUCAGCGAGGCCGCAUAUCGCUGGGCCCUGAACGAAGAUCCCAUGUCCAGCGACAAACUUUCGGAGGGGAUCCGCUUCUUUGCCAGGGAUGCCCGUCUACUCGAGGAAGUGAUCAGAAGCACCUUUGAACCGCUGCCAACAAAAUCAAUCGGAUCCCCCAUAUCCAUUCCCUCUUGUCUCCGCGGGAAGCGUGCCUACCUGCGCGGCUUCGGCGCAAAGGGGCUGCGCGGCAAGCGAUUUCACGCU
Mesorhabditis spiculigera is the source of this 513-nucleotide messenger RNA. Lineage: Eukaryota; Metazoa; Nematoda; Chromadorea; Rhabditida; Rhabditidae. The record is from the annotation of a GenBank genome assembly.